CGAGGAGGCCAUGUGGUUCAAGGUUAGACUGUUUUGUUUUGGGGAGAAAUAAUAUAAAAAAUGUUGAAUGUGUGGCUAUCAUGUGGAACAACGAACUCCGGGAAAAAGUUUAGAUGAAGUGUAGCGACUUUAUUUUAAGCGUUUCAAAAAGCAUGCCAUCUAUACAAAAGUGUUAAAAUAUUGACUGUGUGGCGUCGUUCCCUGUAUUGGAUUCGCAGAUUCCAAAUUUCCUAAACUCGCGCGUCUUGUCAUCUUGUCAACGCGCAGUGCAGUGAGGUGAGUGUGUAGCAAUCAUGGCGAAUCCAAGGAAGUUUAGUGAAAAAAUAGCUCUCCACAAUCAUCGACAGGCCGAAGAAACGGCCGCUUUUGAACAAAUCAUGAAAGAAGUUAUAGAGGUGACGACGAAGGAAGAUGCGUCACAUGGGGGCCGCAACCUCCCCGGCACCUCUCCCACUGCGUCCGGGUAUCGCGGGGAGGGGCGGAGUCGAGCACGUUCGCAAGGCGGGCCAAUCAGGCGGCCACACGAUCGCAAGCUUGACACCUCCCCCUACUCAAGCACCUCCUAUUUGUCACCGCCCACUGACACCGGUUGGCGAAGGACGAACAGCGAUUCAGCUUUGCACCAGAGCACUAUGCAGGGCAUGGUGGACAGAAACAAUGAUUCGUCCAGAGGUUGGAACCUACCGAUGAUGAAUGGGCCAGAUCGAAAUAACGACCGAAGGCCAAGAUCGAGCUGUGACAUACCUUCGUCUCGAGUACCUGGCAUUAGUAUACACCAUUCAGCACAUGACCCCAGCUUGAUCCAAAUACCAAUCGCAAAUACUGGAUCUCUACCAGAUCUGACAAAUGUGGAUUUCUCUUCGCCAAUACACGCACCACUGGAUCAGGAUCAUAGUAGUUCACCAUACAGUUCUAGUCCUGUAAAUAAUAGUCCCUCAACGCUUUCCCCUACAAGUAUCACUCAGGGGGUGAGAAAUCAGGGGCAGUUUCAUUUCACGCCAGUGUCUCAAGCACAACCUCACUCGAAUCAUUUGCCAGUCCCAAGUAGUAGAUACCAACAUCAUCCGCCUUAUAGAAAGAACAUCCAAAUGGAUAAGAACAUGGUAAAUCUGGUGGACACAGAUUUCUCACAAAUUCAAGGAUUCAUAUAUCAGCAACAAUGCUCACCAACAUCUUCAUCCCCCACAUUACACCACCAGCACCAACAUCAACAACAGCAAAGCCCGACGUCGACGGGUGCGUACCGCAGCCCUCGGCCCAGCCCUCAGAACUCACCCUCCCCAGGCGGGGGGCGCUCUCCAGGGCCGUGCAGUCCAGGGGGAGGGUCCGCAUCGCCCCUCCCCACCACCGCGGAUUACCAUGCGUUGAGUCAGCAGGCGGCGCAAUUUCAGCAGCACUUCGAGCAGUUGAGCAUGAUGGACAACCCCACCAGUCCGCUGCCCAACUACUCCGCCUCGGACCAAUCUGGCGGCAUUGCGACUCCGCCCACCAUGUCGCAAGCGCAACAGAUUCACACCGGUCAAACUGGCCUGCCUUCGGACGCUACCACGUUGGAUUUGGGCUCGGAUACAGGCUACUACAGCACCUCACCGUCGCAGUUGGUGUAUCCAGUACCGUCGCCAGGGAUGCAGCCUAAUACGCCUAACACGCCAACGAUUAUCUUGACAGACUUCUCAGAGGACGAAGCGUUGCGACAAGACAGCCUAACAAAGCAGCUCGCCUCGGAGUUUUUCUCCGAGGAGACGCUGAAAGAAGGUUUGGGCUCAUUGGACUUCGAUGAAUUCCAGAUCUUAGCGAAUCCAUCUAUGAAUAUACCAGAAACGGUUGAAGACAAUUUUAGGUUAGAUCAUCGAUCAUAAUAAUGGGAGCGAAAGUGCGAACAAACGAACCAAAUAGAUAGCGGGCAUCUCAAACACUGACCUUCGAAGUGGAAUCAAUAUCUAACUGUUUGUUGUGAUUGUUAGAUCUAGCCGUUUGUCUGUCGUUGUGGCCAGCCAAAUAAACAAGGGUGAUUGUGAUGGACCAUCCUGAUUGAUCAGACCUUAGGUGCUAGUAAGUGGUAAAUGGUUUAUUAUGACAGUGAUUGACAUGACCAUAAUAGACCCUCUAGGUAGGCCUUAAAUUACGCUGCGUGACAAAUUGAAUUUGUGUAUUCAUGGUUCAAGAUACGUGUAAAGUUGGUACAUGUUUCAGGUUAUGUCAAACAAUACUACACAUUUUGGAGUCAUUAUAUCCAAAAAAAAUAAUCAAUAGCGUAUUAUAUGGUUUCGGGGUUGAUUUUUAUCAUAUCCGUCUCUUUUCGUUACUCAAACUGAAGAAAUUGUCACUACGACGGAGUGCAACCUCUAACUCAAGAGGCUGAAACUAGUUUUUUACCCGCUCUUUCACCACUCUUAAGACUCAAAUUGCUUAUUUUACAGUUUAUCGUGACUGAAAACUUAUUAUUCUUGAGCCUUUUCAUUCGCUCAAUUAAGAUAAGUUGUUAACUCACUGAAUAAGGUAUAUCAUCUUUAAUAAAAGUUGAGUCUUGCUAUGUUUUUUCCAAAUUUCCUCUGAUAAUCAACAGUACAAGUGAUUGUAUAAUUUUUCCCCUUGGUAAUGUUAAUGGAAAAAACCUAGGUAAAUAAUGCGUGCAUUCAUGUAAAGCUUCUUGGGCUUGUUGGAUACAUAAUUAGUUACUAUUAGGUUGUUCGGAAAGUUCUUGCGGUUUUUGUUAUUUAUAGUUUAAAUGAUGUAUUUUCACUCAAAUUUAUUUUAAUACUUUGAGCUUAUUUGCCAUUUUGAAGCGCCCUUUUUUGCUCUAUCUAGUCAUUGUAUUCGUUUUGUUUUACGACAAUUUAUUUUUCACGACUUCAAAUAUAGGGUGGACUAGAGGCAAGUUCGCGCGAUUUUCUUAUUCCAAAUUGGGUCGAAAUGUUGUCGAGACAGCUCGCGAUUUCAAUGAUGCAUUUGGCCAAGAAACCACUAACGAACGUCGAGAAAUGCUUCAAUAACCAUGACGAUGCCAAAAAUAUCUUCGAUGAGUUCAUCGCCUCCUGAACUCCGGAUUUCUAUGUUAGCGGCAUAAAUAAACUUGUUUCUCGUUGGAAAGAAGUGUACUGAAUCUAAUGGCCGGGGGAACUCCACCUCUAGGCUUUGUGGAGGGCUGCAGGACAUUUCGUUGUUCUCUCCGCUAAUACCCUGGCUGCUGAAGGGCUAAGUGGAUAAGUUCUUCUACCUCUACCAACUUGAGUAGUGGGGCUCAAAUUGAAACAUGUAUCAACUAAAAGUCUACUUUUUUUUUUUAAUUUCGUUGCGCAGUGUAAGAUCAUUCAACGGAAAUAAUUAAAAUGAAGUUAGCAUCUUUUUCUCUAGUACAUCUGCUGAUACAAAUAUUUGUAUUUGAUCAGAUAUGUUUCAGUAAUAUACAACAUAUUAUCGGUAGAGAAAAUAGAGGCGAACCUUCUUUUGACAUGCUGUGUACAUUCUUUCAUACAUUUCACAUAGGGGUUUAUUGAAUGUUUUGUAAGUUACCAUUAUUGAAUAGUGAAAAUUGGUGUUCACACGUACCUUUACCGGAUAGGUAGGGGCAGUAAAUUUUUUAUAAUUUUAGACUGAAAACAGUCUGUUGACUCUAACGAAUUUUUGGGAAUUCAGAUUGAAAACGUAGAUGUUUUUGCACUACAAAAAUGUUCAAGUUUUGUAGAAGGAAUGGAAUAGACACAGAAGUAUUCAAAAUAUGGAUGAUAUUUCAGCUUUUUUUAAUCGCCAUUUUUGUACUUUGAUAUAUUCCAGUGAAAUAGCUGUUAAAAAUCGUGGCAUAUUGUAGAUGCAUUUUGAUAAUGCUUAAAUCAUAUAAAUAUUUGGAAAUGGAAAAGUGUUUUUCAUAAUUAUAGACUAAUGCAUAUAUAAUAAUUGUCAUUUUCUCUGGUACAAACAGACUGAAAUGCUUAUAAGUAUACUUAACACGUUUUUUCUAUUUGUAUUCUACAUGUCAAAAAUCGAAAUGCAUUAAUAUAUGCCAACACCCUUUUACUCAAAAAAAAAUAUGCACAAUUAAAAUAUUUGGACUGCUUAGGGUAGCACUCGCACAAAACUGUAAAAACCGAUUUUUCAUUAUCCAUAACCGUAUUAUAUCACAGCAUAAUACUAGAAUACAGUUGAUUGGAAUAUUUGGUUUCCAAUACUUCUCGAUACUCUUGGGCGGACAAACCUUGCUUAGAGGGAUAUGUGAUUAUGGCAGCAGGUUUUUUCUUUUUGGAACUAUAUCAGUUUCGGAUUGCGAUAUUUUUAACACUUAUUAUAGAUUUAAACAAAAGUUGCUUCAUCGUCGAGCACUGUGGCAUUUCUAAAGGAAACCUACGCUUCAAAAUUAUGUACGUUAUUACCUUUUACCAUAUUAAUUUGAUCUAUUCUUGUGAACACCUUAACGACACACUUUGAAUGACGCAAAGUUACUUUGAAAACAGAUAUUCCAAUCAAAUUUCAAACUUUCAGAAAAUAAUAAUCAGAAAAAAUAGCUUCAAUGAAGAUAGUGUAUGUUCUCUGGUGUGUAAAAUGUAAAAAAAAAAUUGUAAAUGCUCAAAAAUAUCAUUUACCAUUUUUAAUUUGGGUGCGGACAGAUUAUAUAGCAGAACAAGUUCUGUAUUUCGUCUUGUAACGUUUUGAAAGACGUAACAUUCUAUCAAGAAAUGUAUUAAACAUUUUCCGACCUUUUGCAGCAAGUCAUGCAACUGUGCCAUGUAACAGCAAGCUUUAUCGUAUAGUCUAGAUGCGCCUUUACAGUCAUUUUGUGUAUAUAUUUUUCGUUAGUAAGUAUACUAGAACAUUUAUGUGCAAUUUAUAAGUGAUAUUUUUGAACGAGUAAGAAGUGUAUAUCAUGUAUGUAAAUUUUUUGGAAUAUCAGAAGCUGUCCUUCGUGUUCGCUAGGUGUUGUAUGCAGGUUUUCUCAUAUAGACGUUUUUAAGAAUCUCAGCAGUUCUCGCACAUUGUACAAGUAACUUUAUUCAAUCUUCUUCGGAAACUGAGGGUGGAUUUCACAUAGGACAGACCACAAUGAAAUUACGCUGAAAUUGCAUUGUCGUAUCCCCAAAUCAUCACAUUUUUCAUUUGGUGAAUGUGACGGAUAGUGUAUGCACGUCACGUCCCUCUGCAGCCCUAUAGUAUCUGCCAGUACUUGGGUCUUCCUGGAGGCUCACAUAUAAAAAAUUACGAAGUUCCUAGUUAUACAGUUCCUAGCCAUAUUAUUACGCACUAUAGAUUCUAUGUGGAAUCUUAAAAAAUAUCGGGUGUUUUACAGGUUUAAAACGUCAUAUUUGUAGAAAAAUACUUGUUUGUUAAAUUUUAAAGAAUAUUGAAAUCUACAGUGUAAAAUAUAAAUAUCUUGUAGAACCAUCUUUUGGCAUUAUCAGGGCUUGAAUUCCCGGCAUGCUGUCGAUAGAAGAGGUGAGUCUUGUUUUUCGUCACUUCUUCCACUUCUUCGUUCAUUAGCUUCCACACUUUUCUAUUGGUUUCAAAUCGGCAGCGGUAUUACGUAUCUUGAAAAGUCACAUUCUGAUUGUUUUUUCGACUUUAUAUAGGUUUCUUGUAACAUGUAGGUUUUUCUACAAGAUGUUAUUCACUUGACGUGCACUCAUUCUGUACCGGUACGUUUUGCCUAAACGUCUUGAGGCUUCAACUACCAAUUUUUGGCUCUGACGUAAUGUAACAUCUGCUUUUUUUGAUGUCUAAGCUGUAAUUUGUAUACCACAGCUGGAAGGAAAUGGCAGUGAUCAGUGAAGAUUUGUUGAUGAUAAUUUCAUUGCUUUCUUGUCUCAAAUACACUUACUUGAGAUGUAUGCAAAGCUAGAAAUUAGUUGCGUAUCCUCUUUUUCUUAUUCAUCCUGAAAAUUACAUAAGCAAUUUUGUUGAAUUUCUAAACUGCGAGAGAAAAGAAAUAAUUACUCGUAUAUUCACUGUACACUGUCGAAUUACAAGUCAUAUACAUGCUAACAGUAAUUACACACAACGCGGGCGCGGUGGUGGUUUCCGUAACUAUCAUCUGAGUUUUUGAAAACAAAAAAAAAACGUAAAACAUCGUAAUUUAUAACUUUGAACAUAACCUGUCUUCAAAAAGGACAACAUAUAAAUAACCCGCCGGACACAGCUUAGAUAUACUUCAUUGGCAGCAUAUUCAGUAAUGAUUUUCUCACACAGCAAAUAUCACCGAUUUUAUACACAUGCAAAUCAUCCAGAUGCGAUCUUGUUACUCCUCUACUCAACCAAUCUUCUUUCUGUCACAUCUUCUCAGAGAUAUACUGUGCAAACUAUAUCGGCAUUCUGCAACCAACAAAGUAUUCUGGGGAAUUCAUAGCGGACAAUAGCGGAAUCAACUAUUGGCAUACUAGGAACUAACUAGUCAGCAAGUUGACAUCUUGUUGUUUUUUUCUUUGACAUUACAUAGUUUUUUUACUUAAUAACCCUGCGGGGCUAUUACCCAACCAAUUCAAUAUUUUGUUCUCGUAAUUAAAUUUUGAAAGAUAUUUCGUGUGAGAAGUCCUGCAUAAAAAUAAAUGAUAAAUAAUACCAGAUGUAAUCUAGUGCAACAUAUACAAUUACAAAUACUUUAUAGUGCGUUUAAUAAACAGGCCAGGAACUAUACGUAUACUCGGACAUACCAGAGUUCGACAUGAAAUAAAUAAAUUCUAAGGUUUCUUGACGUCCUAUUGAAACCUGCAAAUAAAGGAAUGUAUUAUAUUCAUAAUUUUGUGAAAUUCACCCUUGAAUAAGUAUGCUCUUAAAAUGCAGUUGUGUAUGUAGACGAUGGUGCUAUUUCUGUUUUUGAGACUCGGAGUUAUUUUUUAUACUUUUUUGAACUGCUAACAAAUGCUUCUUAGAGCUUCGGUUGGGUUGAAACAUAUCACUCGUCAAAAUAUAUUAUCUCAAAAUUGUAUUCAUGCACUCAUGAUGGGUAUAGUGACAUAUGAUGUCAAAACAAGAGUAUGGAAAUGUUAACUGUAUGUCUCAUGGAAAAAUAUACAGACUCAUCAUAUCGAGUGUAUGAGGUCUGUUUUAUAGAUAAAUGGGGAUGCAAACAGGUUUUGAGAAAAAGUAGCUCAAAUAUUCUCUGAUCUCAUUUUCAUGAACUAAUUUCCGUCAGCCAGUAAAACACAUUACACUGUAAUGUCACUUCAGUUUAUUCCGCAAAACAAACAAAUCAAUCCAUGAUAUACAGUAGCGGACAAAGGUAUUUAAACAUUCUUAGUAAAUUUUAAAAAGUGUGCUAAUUUUUUAUUUUUUAUUAUUAAGGACUAUUUUUUUCUCAUAUAGUUUGCUUACAGUCUUGAGAAUACAAAUGACAGUUUGCUGCGAUACUACAGACUGAGACUAGCAUUAAAAUACCUUCAUAUUAUUUUCUGACCGAAAAUGAGACGACAAAAGUAUGGAAACAUAUUUUUCAUUACAAAAUUAAAUACAAUAACUCUACAAAAAGUUUAAAAAAAUAUGGUUUAACUAAUAUUUGUUAGCAUAGCCUUUAGCAUUCAACACUGCUUGACAUCUGCUGUUCAUAGAAGACACCAAUUUUUACAGACGUCUGUUGGGAUAUUUUGCCAAAUAUUUUUUUCAUAAUGAAAUAAAUCGUUCAUAUUUUUAAAAGUUUUUAUCAGUUGUGUUUUAACAUGCUCCCAGAGAUGUUCUAUAGGGUUUUGGUCCGGGGAUUGCGAAGGCCAUAUAAGAACAGUAACAUUUUUUGACCAGUUAUUUACGAAUUUUGAGGUAUGAUUGGGGUUAUUAUCUUGCUGGAAUGUCCAUCGUAAAAGCAUUUCUUCUUCAGCAAAAGGGAGCACGCAAUAUCAGAGUAUCGCAGAACGAAUAAUUACGGCAAAACUGAAAUUUUUCCAUACUUUUGUCGUUACAAAAACUGUGGUUUAAAAAAAAACGCGUGUUUUUUUCAGAUAAUUUGAAUUUUGAUAAGAUAAACCUUGUAUUAGUACGGGAGCUAAAGGUAGACUAUAAUAUUUAUAUUAUCUGUUUCUUCACAAUUUUAAUUUAGGUAUAUGAAAUAGUUCAUAAUAAUGUUAAUAUUUGUUUCGAAACUUUUGUGCGCUACUGUAUGAAGCACAUAUUUCUUGAUUUAAUAUGAGAAUUAAGGACCCAUCUUACACAAAUCGUAUAAUUUUUCUCCAGGUUGAGAGACAUUCUACAAUAAAACGACCAUAUUAAUUAGAUCCAUUACUUCUGCCAUAGCACAGGCUGAAAUUUUGAUUCCCGCAGAUCAAUAGUACAAUCGGGCCUUAGAGGCAUAAGCGCGUAUUAAUACCAAAUCCAUACAAAGCUUGUAUAUAGGACCGGCUUUAGGUUCAGUAUAAAGUAGCCUUUUAGUGGUUAUAAACGUUAAUAAAUUCAUGAGCAUAGCCAAAAAAGACAGCUCCAGCGUAAAGAUGCCCUUGGGCUAAAAGCGGGACUUAACGCCCGGAACUUAGUCAUAAGGUCCAGUUUAUCGUCCAUUCGUAGAUGACAUAUAACAAAAAAAUAUUUAUGAAGGCUAUGAUGUCAUUCAUUUUUUGAGCUGCAUACACCGACAUUUGUAGACACUUCAAAACUUGUUACAUCUCUUUUUUGUAUAUUUGGAAUGUUUCGAGACUGGCCAAACAUAUCAAAUUGGUUCUGUGUUCAUGUCCUUCAAUCUGAACAGACACUAAAAAAUCUCUUUGGUAAUAUUUGUUAAUUUCCUUUGUUAUAAUUUCGAUGGAAAAGUAGCAUUGGAUAGCAGUUGUUUUUUUAAUUGCUCAUUUUAACUGGCUACAUAUUGCGGACGUUCACUUUGAGAAACGAUGUUUUGUAGUCAGUAAGAAAAAUUGAUUAAAUUCCAUAAUGUGGACCUAAGUCAAGAUGUUUUCUAUAGUAGUUAUUAAUACUUUGUUUAAUGUAAGGUGUUAAUUUUAUGUAGAUUUUUUAUUUGAUACAACGUUACAAGGAAGAAGAGUAGUUAUAUACAUAUGUGGGAUCCCAUUUUUUCCAUAAAAUUUGUAAAUAUUUACCAUUUUACAUCUAUUCAUCACGUUUAUAUACAUAUAUUUAAAUAUUCUAUAUAUACAUAUAAUUUUAGAUUAAAGAAAAUUUUAUUAUCUGGACACAAAAUGUCAAUUGUUGCAUGC
Acanthoscelides obtectus is the source of this 9116-nucleotide messenger RNA. NCBI's taxonomy places the organism in Eukaryota, Metazoa, Arthropoda, Insecta, Coleoptera, Chrysomelidae. The record is from the annotation of a GenBank genome assembly.